AUGCCAUCGAGGCCAUCAAGUUUUGGCCUGAGAUUUCUUCAGAUUUCUUCAAUCCCGCUUUGGAGAUCGGCUGAACAAUUCGUUGUGGAUCCAAGGCUGGGUUCAACAGCCAUCGGGAUUUGCACCAAGGAGGGUGUCAUUCUCGUAGUGGAGAAGAGGGUGACGUCACCAUUGGUCGACCCCAGCUCCAUUGAAAAGCUCUUAGAGAUUGACUGUCACAUGGGCUGUGCCAUGAGUGGCCUCACUGCUGACGCACGAACUUUGGUGGAUCAUGCCAGAGUUGAAGCGCAGGCACAUUGGUUCACCUACAACGAGCGCAUGCCCAUCGAAAGCAACGUCAAUGCUCCCGCCUCAGCGAUUGCAGACCUGGCCUUGGACUUCAGCGACUCGGACAAGAAGAAGAAGACCAUGUCGCGGCCCUUCGGCGUCGAGGACCUAGCGAGACGAGAGGAGGUGGCCCUGUUGGUUGGUGGCGUGGAUCCUUGGGAUGGUCCCGUGCUCUUCAACACGGAUCCUUCAGGAACUUUCACCAAGUAUGCAGCCUGCGCCAUUGGCAGCGCUCAGGAGGGUGCAACAAGCAUGCUGCAGGAACAGUACAACAAGGACAUGACAUUAAAGGAGGCUGAGAUUUUAGCGCUCACCACGCUGCGUCAGGUCAUGGAAGAGAAGUUGAGCAAGUCCAACAUCGAGGUUGGAGUGGUCCCAGCUACUACCGGAAUGUGUGGACUCUCAGACUCUCAAUGGGAAACGUGUUGCAGAAGAUGUUUUGUCACUCGCAGAUGCAAUGAGUUUGCUUCUUUGCCCUCUGUUUUUUUUGCUAGAAACAUAGGGGUCAAAAGACAGAGGCUCCCUGCAAUCACGACAGGUCUGCUUUGGUUCAAGCGACUCGAGCAAGGUGGAGUAGAACAUGAAUAG
This is a messenger RNA of Durusdinium trenchii, 915 nucleotides long. The record is from the annotation of a GenBank genome assembly. Lineage: Eukaryota; Dinophyceae; Suessiales; Symbiodiniaceae.